Messenger RNA from Doryrhamphus excisus (bluestripe pipefish), 8387 nucleotides. RefSeq names its product solute carrier family 12 member 5a (gene slc12a5a). The record is from RefSeq and is a predicted model, not a curated record. Gene Ontology annotation, biological process: potassium ion homeostasis; chemical synaptic transmission; cell volume homeostasis. Gene Ontology annotation, molecular function: potassium:chloride symporter activity. Lineage: Eukaryota; Metazoa; Chordata; Actinopteri; Syngnathiformes; Syngnathidae. Gene Ontology annotation, cellular component: plasma membrane.
AGAGUCACGCUUACAAGCCAGCCAGAGAAGAGACGUCAAGAGGAGGACCUAACAAGAGAGAGAGAGAGAGAGAAAGAGCGGGAGGAAAAAAAAAAAACCUCCUCUCCCUUUCGGCUGCCUCUCUUCGUGCAUCCUUCGGGCCAGCGACGAGCGAAGAGGAGAGCAGAGGAAUCGGCUUGGCACAUUUCCACGCCGCUUCCCUGCCAUUUCGUGGUGUGUGGAGCGCGGGGAGAGCUGCCCACGGCCUCCAUCACCGACAAGGCUCUGCCACAGCGGCAAAAGAAGAAGAAGAAGAGGUAGAAGAAAAAGACGCAGCACCGUAGAGUCGGGAUGCUUAACAACCUGACUGACACAGAGGAGGGGGACGGGGGAGCGCAGAACCAGGGUGACAAUAACCCCAAGGAGAGCAGCCCCUUCAUCAACAGCAGCGAUGCAGCGGCAGAGAAGAGUCAACAGUAUGACGGCAAGCACAUGGCCCUCUUUGAGGAAGAGAUGGACACCAGCCCCAUGGUGUCUUCUCUGCUCAGCAGCCUGGCCAACUACUCCAACCUGCCGCAGGGUAGCAAGGAGCACGAGGAGGCCGAGAACAACGAAGCCGAGUCAUCCCGCAAGAAACCCGUCAAGGCCCCUCAGCUUGGCACACUGAUGGGAGUCUAUAUGCCCUGCAUCCAAAACAUCUUCGGAGUCAUCCUCUUCCUCAGGAUGACCUGGCUGGUUGGCAUCGGCGGGAUCAUCGGGACCUUCAUCAUCGUCUUUAUGUGCUGCACCACUACCAUGCUGACGGCCAUCUCAAUGAGCGCCAUCGCCACUAAUGGAGUCGUGCCAGCUGGAGGCUCGUACUACAUGAUAUCCCGCUCACUGGGCCCUGAGUUUGGGGGAGCGGUGGGCAUUUGCUUCUAUCUGGGGACCACCUACGCUGGAGCCAUGUACAUCCUGGGGGCCAUUGAGCUGCUCCUGAUCUACAUCGUGCCCAAAGCAGCCAUCUUCCCACUGGAUGGCUUGGAAGGUGCCGAGGCGGAGGCAGCGCUGCUCAACAACAUGCGCGUGUACGGCACCAUCCUCCUGACCUCCAUGGCCACGGUGGUGUUUGUUGGCGUCAAGUACGUGAACAAGCUGGCUCUGGUCUUCCUAGCCUGCGUCAUCCUCUCAAUCCUGGCUGUCUACGCCGGCGUCAUCAAGACGGCUGUCGACCCUCCAGAAUUCCCCGUUUGUCUCCUGGGGAACCGCACUUUGGUGUGGAAGACAUUUGACGUGUGCGCAAAGACCAUCACGACGGAAAACGGGACAACAGUCACCACGCAGCUGUGGCACAUGUUUUGCCAGUCGUCCUCACCCAGCUCUUGUGACCCUUACUUUGCAAACAACAACGUGACGCAGGUGCAGGGCAUCCCCGGGGUCACCAGCGGAAUCUGGACAGAGAACCUGUUUGGGACAUACUAUGAGAAGGGGGACCUGGUCGCCCGGGUCAACAUGGAGUCUGUGGAGGAGCAGGACACCCCCCUGACCAACUCUAACCGCUAUGUGCUGGCUGACAUCACCAGCUUCUUCACGCUGCUGGUUGGCAUCUACUUCCCCUCUGUGACAGGGAUCAUGGCCGGCUCAAACCGCUCCGGUGACCUACGUGACGCCCAGAAGUCCAUCCCCGUCGGAACCAUCGCAGCCAUCACCACCACCUCCACUGUCUACAUGUCCAGCGUCAUUCUCUUUGGCGCCUGCAUCGAGGGUGUGGUCCUCAGGGACAAGUUUGGUGAAGGGGUGCACGGCAACUUGGUGAUCGGCACGUUGGCGUGGCCGUCGCCGUGGGUCAUCGUCAUCGGCUCCUUCUUCUCCACUUGCGGUGCGGGGCUCCAAAGUUUGACAGGGGCACCUCGGCUGCUGCAGGCCAUUGCCAAGGAUGGCAUCGUGCCCGCACUACGGAUUUUUGGCCACGGGAAGGCCAACGGGGAGCCCACAUGGUCUCUGCUUCUGACCGCCUUCAUCUGCGAGAGCGGCAUCCUCAUCGCCUCCCUGGACUCUGUUGCUCCCAUUCUGUCGAUGUUUUUCCUGAUGUGCUACAUGUUUGUGAACUUGGCAUGCGCCCUGCAGACGCUGCUCAGGACCCCCAACUGGAGACCUCGCUUCAAGUUCUACCACUGGACUCUGUCAUUCCUGGGGAUGAGCUUGUGUCUGACGCUGAUGUUUUUGUGCUCCUGGUACUAUGCUAUUGUCGCCAUGGUGAUCGCCGGCUCCAUCUACAAGUAUAUUGAGUUUGCAGGUGCGGAGAAGGAGUGGGGUGACGGCAUUCGAGGUCUGUCUCUGAGUGCUGCACGUUAUGCUCUCAUGCGUCUGGAGGAAGGGCCCCCCCACACCAAAAACUGGAGGCCCCAGCUGCUGGUGCUGGUGAGCACGGACGGUGAGCAGAACAUAGAGCAACCCCGCCUGCUUUCGCUCACCAAUCAGCUGAAGGCGGGCAAAGGCUUGACCAUUGUUGGAACAGCGCUUGAAGGCACCUACCUGGACAACUACGACCAGGCUCAGCGUGCAGAGCAGGCGCUGCAUAAACUGAUGGAAACCGAGAAGGUGAAGGGCUUCUGUCAGGUGACUGUGUCGUCCAACCUUCGUGACGCCACCUCACACCUGCUCCAAGCCAGCGGGCUGGGCGGACUCAAACACAACGCCGUGUUAGUGUCGUGGCCGCGCAACUGGAAGCAAGGCGACGAGCACCAGACUUGGAGGAACUUCAUCGAGUUGGUGAGAGAAACCACCGCAGCUCACCUGGCUCUGCUGGUACCCAAAAACAUCUCGGCUUUCCCAUCCAACGGCGAGCGUUUCACAGAGGGUCACAUCGACGUGUGGUGGAUCGUCCACGAUGGAGGGAUGUUGAUGCUGCUCCCCUUCCUUCUCCGCCAGCACAAGGUUUGGAGGAAGUGCAAGAUGCGCAUCUUCACCGUGGCCCAGAUGGAUGACAACAGUAUCCAGAUGAAGAAGGACCUGACCACCUUCCUCUAUCACCUCCGUAUUGAUGCCAUGGUGGAAGUUGUAGAAAUGCAUGACGGCGACAUCUCGGCCUACACCUAUGAAAAGACCCUGGUGAUGGAGCAGCGUUCGCAGAUGCUGAAGCAGAUCAACCUGACCAAGAACGAGCGUGAGAGGGAGAUCCAGAGCAUUACCGACUCCUCCCGUGGCUCCAUUCGACGCAAGAACCCUGGCUCAGUGACUAAUCAACCCAGUGUCAGUGAAGAGGCACCGGCAGCCAGCAAGGAGGAGAAGCCAGAAGAGGAGUCAACGUCGGCCUCUCCCCCUGUGCCCCCCCCUGUCCAGGUCCAGCUCAUCCAUGACAACACCACCCCAGCCAGCCCCGCCACACCUGCUGCUCCGCUGGACCCGCCCGAGGCGGCUCAGAGCCCCGGUGAGCAGGUCCAAAUGACCUGGACGGAGAAAUGUGACGGUGAGGCCAGCAAUCCGCCUGGCGCCGCCACACCGGAGGGCAUCAAGGACAUCUUCAACAUGAAGCCUGAAUGGGAGAACCUGAACCAGUCCAACGUGCGACGCAUGCACACGGCGCUCCGACUCAAUGAGGCCAUCAUCAAAAAGUCCUCAGAGGCUAAGCUGGUCCUUCUCAACAUGCCCGGACCGCCCAAGAACCGGACCGGUGACGAGAACUACAUGGAGUUCCUUGAGGUCCUCACUGAGGGUCUCAACCGUGUCCUCCUGGUCCGCGGAGGCGGCCGUGAGGUCAUCACCAUCUACUCCUGAAAAAACAACCCUCACCUUUUGCCCCUCCCAUUACACACAGCCCCCAUCCUUUCCCGGCUCCUGUGUUAACCAGCCCCACCCUCCUUCUAACCCCCCGCCCACUCACUCAUCCCGUCCACUCCCACAGCCCGACUCAGCUUCAAAGCUCCCCGACGAGCAGAAUCCCACCCGGCCGCUUCAAGUCCUUCCAUCCACGUCGUUACGAGUCUCGUUUAGAAGCAGUUUGUCGUCAUUCAGUAUCAUCCGCUUUCGUGUACUUCUAGCGUGGAGGUCGUCGGGCGCCGGGCGUGUUGGCCGUCGGGCUUGUUGUUAGCUGAGCUAGCUGUGGCCGAUAAUGCAUGCAAGUGUCUUUUUUUCCUUUGAGUCGGUGUAGUUUGUUUUACCAAAAGUGGCCGAGGGGUGGUACGGGUGGUAGGGGGGCAUUUUUUUUUUUUUAUGUAUUGGAACUGUGAAAUUGAACUUGAAGAAGCUGGACUUGCUAGCAUGACCUCAUGGCGGUCUUUUCUUAGUGGCUGUUUGCGUGUGUGCGGGGCCACUGUCGGUGCCAAAAACCCCAAGAAGAAGAAGACGGUUAGCGUAACUGUGAAUAGUGCGUUUGCAGGCUAGCAGAAGAAGAUCACGACCAGCAGCCCUUUGCGUGGAGAACACUGUAAAUAAUGUACAAGCCUCAUUGGGUAUGAGUGUAGUAUUUUUGUCACAUAUUUAAACAACAAAAAUGCAUUAUUUCAAAAAAAUUCUAUUUAUUUAUGGGAUGACAUCGGACACCCAUCCACAUGCACUGCACCUGCACUCAAUCGACAAAAAAAAAGUGUUAUUUUUUCAUGUAGAGAACAAAUAUGUAUUUAUGUUUAUAGACAGAGCUUAUCAACGCGAUAUAGACGUGUACUGCAUUCAUCCUGUGUCCUUUUGCCAAAUGUUAUAAACGUUAUAAACGUGCCAUAUGAUUUACAGUACGAUACAAUCGGAGAACAAAGUGUGUGAACUUUAAAUAACAUGAUGUCUAAAAAAAAUUAUUAUUAGUAUUAUUGUUAUUGGGACAUGCUGGAAGUAGAGAAGAACAACGGCUUCUGUAGCACGGAAAGACACUUUGUCCACCGGAGACACACUUCUAUGCAGUAGAACACACAUAUAACACAUAUAUAUAUAUUUAUUUAUAUGUAUAAAAAGUCUUUAAUCCACUGUUAGAUAUGAUGUUUUUAAUUACCUUUAGUACACUGGAAAGUGAAAAUGAACAUAUGUUCUAUGGUUAUCAUCAUGCUUUCCCUCAAAAACAGGUUUGUUUGACAUGUCACGUAAAUUAUUGCACUUUUUUAAAAUUUGAUUGUUUUUAAAACAACUAUUUUAAUAUUUUCUUGAUUUGGAUUCGAACAAAGAAACAUCAGGACAUAGAAAAGCUACCUGAUUGAUUAUUUUCUAAUUAAUUUAAUCACCACUCUGUGUUUUUUUCCCCCUAAAAUAACUUUUCUGGAUGUAUUACAGGCUGCACGGCGGACAAGUGGUUAGCGCGCAGACCUCACAGCUAGGAGACCAGGGUUCAAUUCCACCCUCGGCCAUCUCUGUGUGGAGUUUGCAUGUUCUCCCCGUGCAUGCGUGGGUUUUCUCUGGGUACUCCGGUUUCCUCCCACAUUCCAAAAACAUGCUAGGUUAAUUGGCGACUCCAAAUUGUCCAUAGGUAUGAAUGUGAGUGUGAAUGGUUGUUUGUCUAUAUGUGCCCUGUGAUUGGCUGGCGACCAGUCCAGGGUGUACCCCGCCUCUCGCCCAAAGACAGCUGGGAUAGGCUCCAGCACCCCCGCAAAAACUGUAGAAAAUGAAUGAAUGGAUGUAUUACAUUUUAAAAAGUUCAUAUACGGAGUGAUAAUAACAUUUUAGUGAGGAUCUGGGCACGGGAUGCAGGAAGCAGCUAGUACAAAAGGCUAGCAAAAAUGCUAACCAGCAAACAAAACGGUCAUUAAAAACAACACAUCUAGCAGUGAUGUAAGACUCUAUUCAAUUUCAAUCACCUUAUUAGGCAUCAAAUGUUUGCACCCGGGAAGGAACGUGCAAUAUAGAGCUUAAAUUUGCAUUUGUUGUUUAUUUUUCUUAGCGCGUCUAUUUUCUAUGCCGUCUUCUAAACGUCACUUUAUUUCCUUUUGUUUUUUGAGUCACUUGCACUUGUAGUAAAACUAUAAAUAGAUCCAUGCUAUACAUAUUUAUAUACAUAUAUAUAUAAAUAUAUAUAUACCUAUACAGUAUAUGAGAAAUCAAUAGGAAUAAAAAUAGUUUAUAGAGCGAUUUAAAAUGUUUUCUUUAUGUUUUGCUUGAAUGUCGGACCAUUUGUGGUGAAUGCUGCUAGUGAUGUAUUUGUAUUUGUACAUAAAAGAGGCGAAAUAAACAGAAGUGGUAAGUAUAAACAAUAAAAAGGGUAUAGAAAUACAUAUCAGCAGUGGCGGUUAACUUAAAAAAAAAAUACUGAUGCAAUAUAUAACAAAAACGUUAUGCUCCUUUUAUAUCAAAGCCAGCUAAAAUGAUUCGGAUAAAUUGCCAAAGUGACACUUUAAUUUGUGAAAUAAUUUACCAAAAUAAAAGUUUAUUUUCCAAUUUUUUUUUUGAUAAGUCACGCAAAAAAAAGGUCGUUUUAGAACAUCGCCUGCAUCAACUGAGCCUUUAAAAAAAGAGAAUGAAGUGCAAUCGGCAGGAGGUUGAAUCGAUUACCUUGAAAAAAUGAUUCUUAAUGUUUUUCUAGUGUUUGCAUGGUUAGCGUGUGGCCAUAUUUGUUUUGUGUGCUUUCUAUCGUGACCACCGGGCGGCUCAGACACCACAAAAAGGCUGCUAGCUCCACCUUGAAAAGUCUUUUGCAAAAAAAAAACAUUUAAAAAGAUAAGAAAAGUUAUUGUUACCUGUUCUUGCUUUAAGUAGUCUUGUGAAAGGAGAGUUUUUUGGGGGGUGGGUGGGGCCGGGGGUCCUCAUUUGUAUAUAACGAAUGAAUCACAAACUAGUGUUGUCUUUUCUUGUUUGAUCACUGUGGGAAAAAAAGUAUUAGAGUUUUGUAAGAUGACGUGCAAUAUUGCUUUUUUUUAAUGUAAUAUUUUCGAAGUGGUCAAAAUUAAAUACAUUAAAAAUCCCCAAAAAUGAGAGCGCGAGACGUUUAUGCUAGUGGGCGGGGUUAUGCUAGUGCUCCCUAUUGUAACAGCCUGCAGCGACCUCAAGUGGCGUUGUUAGUGCACUGCAGCCUCAGACUGUACUGCAAAAUAUACUACCUGUUGUUUUUUUUAAAAUCCACGCCCACUUGCUAAAAAAUAAGUUGUGAAAUGAGAUUUAAUCUUUCAAACAUCGCCAACUCUCCUCAUCCAACCCCCCCCCCCCCCCCACCCAUCCAUCUCCUUCCCCUCAAAAUAUGUUGUGUAUUUUAAAUGUGAUUGCAGUAUAAUUCUUUGAAAAAGUGAUCAAAUAAUAAACUUGCGCUUCCAAUGCUGGGAGCGGCUCUGCUUGGACACACACACACACACAACAUAUAUAUAUACAUACAUAUGUAUAUAUAUAUGUAUCACUAAGCCCAACCCCCUGCCCACCCCAGGCAACAAACUGUAGCAUGAGACAAAAAAAAGCUGCCAAUGAUCACUCCUCAAGUCUCCAUCCUUAAAUGGAUGUCAAGGGCUCUGACUAAAAAAACACAGCAAGAAAGACAGAAAAAAAAACAUCCAUCAUUCAACCCCUUAUUUGUGUGGCACAGAGGUCACCUGAGGUCAAAUCCACCGGGCCUCCUCAUGGACACGUUGAAAAGUUGCUCAGUAAUUCUAAUCAAGUGCUUGCAAAGCAGAGGCGCUCUCCAGCGGUGUAACAUUGUGUGCAUGCAUGCAAGCACCCUGAAUAAGAUAUAUUUGUUUGUGCUAUCCAAGUGUUUGAUUUCUUCUUGUUUCCAUGUUACCCCCCCACUUUCAAACCCUUCACACCACAUACACUCUUCACUCUUUUAGCACUGGACAAGCAAAUGCUGAUUAUUACUAUAGUAGAGUACAAGAUUCUAUUUUUCAUGUAUUAUCCAGAGAAAAUGACUACCAAAGUAUAUUUAACUAUAAAUAUCAAUAUUGUGAAGAUAUGUGCUCCAGUGAAUUAGAUGCAGUUUUUUUUAAAUAGAUUGUGCCAAAGUAGCAAGAUUUUUGUUUUAAUUUGAAUUGCAUGAAAAUUCUCGGGCCUCAGAUCUAUAUACACAUAGAUAGGAUCUAUACGUUUGUUUUGAAUUCACUGGGAACCACUUUGUAUGGAUGCUUGACAAGUUACAUGGUUAUAUACUGCAAACACACGUGUACAAAGUUUUUUCAUCCAUCGUAUGGUAAAGAUGUUGUUCCUUUCAUUUGUUGGCGGAAGGGAAGGGGAUGCUGGGGGGGUCAAGGGUGAUGAUGGUGGGCUACAUGUAAAUAAAUUAAAUACAGUUAGUGUGGAAGUGUUUAUUUUUUGUGUCAGUGUAAGUUAAAUAUUCUACGGUUUCAAAAAAAAAAAGUCAACAUGUAUUCUUCUCUAUUGUGUUUCAUGGUACAUUUAAAAAAAAAAAAAAGAGUAGUUUUAUCUUACAUUUCAAAUGCUUAUAUCUCUAUGGCUUCUUCUGGCGAUACCCGUUCUAUUUUAUAGAUUUGUCAGCACAAAAUGCAAUAAACCAAUACCAUUUUACUACAGCA